UGGUGAUCAAUUAUUCACUACACGGCCUCCUCAGCUCCGACCCCUCGAUUCUUAACACUACUUAGACCUCGUCUUCCCUCCUCUUUUUCUUUCUCUUUUCUUUCUUUCCUUCUUUCUCUCACUGCUUUCUCUCCCCAAGCUCAUCUAUCUUCUCUUUAUCUUCUUCUUCGUCUCCUUCUUCUUCUUCAUUCAUCCUCUCUUCAUCCUCUCCAUUAUCCAUCCAUCAUGGGUUCUACCAUUCCCCAGACCAUGAAGGCUCUCCGCUAUGAGAAACCAGAAGUGUAUGAGGUGACUGAGAUUCCGGUCCCCACCCUCCGCGACAACGAUGUCUUGAUCAAGGUCAAGGCGUGUGGUGUCUGCGGUACCGAUCUCCACAUUCAUGAGGGGGAAUUCAUUGCCAAGUUUCCAUUGGUCCCCGGCCAUGAGACCGUCGGUGUCGUUGCAGCUGUCGGCCCCAAGGUCAAGGGCUUCAACAUCGGUGAGCGUGUCGUCGCUGACAACUCCGAGCUUUGUGGCGAAUGCUUCUACUGCCGUCGUGGAGAUGAGCUCUUCUGUGAGCACUUUGAGGCCCACGGUGUCACCAUGAACGGAGGCUUUGCUGAAUACUGCGCCUACCCCGCCGGUAGGGUCUUCAAGAUCAAGAAUCUCUCCGAUGUCGACGCUACCCUCCUUGAACCUGCCUCGUGCGCUGCUCAUGGUCUGGACAAGAUCGCCCCCAAGAUGGGUUCCCGCGUUCUGCUCUUCGGUGCCGGUCCCACUGGUUUGAUCCUUGCUCAGUUGCUCCGCCAGUGCGGUGGUUGCCACGUCGUUGUCUGUGCCCCUGAGGGUCUUAAGAUGGAGCUCGCCAAGUCCCUUGAUGCUGGUGACGAGUACAUCGGUCUCUCCCGCCAGGACCCCAGCGCUCAGUUCAAUGCCCUCAAGGCCGACAACCCUUACGGAUUCGACAUCGUGGUAGAGGCCACCGGGAAUGUCAAGAUUCUCGAGGACUCUAUCAACUAUGUUCGCCGUGGUGGUAAGCUCGUUGUGUACGGCGUGUAUUCCAGCAAGGACCGUGUCUCCUGGCCCCCCAGCAAGAUCUUCGGAGAUGAGAUCCAGAUUAUCGGCAGUUUCUCCGAAGUCUACAAGUUCCCCGCUGCCAUCGACUACCUCGACACGGGCAAGGUGAAGGUCAACGGGAUCGUGAACAAGGUCUUCACGAUUGACCAGUGGGCCGAGUGUCUGGAAUCCAUGAAGAACAAAAGCGCCAUCAAGGCAGCCAUCACCUUUGAUUAGGCGGCACGCGAUGAUUAAUGAGUAGACGAUUGACAUUAGCAGUUUGAUAUUCUUUGGCGUAGGAAAAGAAUAAAUAAUAAAUACUUACUUACUUACCCUUGGCAUAUUUCACUUCUCCUCAGCAAGAG
Molecule: messenger RNA, 1400 nt
Organism: Aspergillus ochraceoroseus IBT 24754
Lineage: Eukaryota; Fungi; Ascomycota; Eurotiomycetes; Eurotiales; Aspergillaceae
Product: zinc-dependent alcohol dehydrogenase family protein
Exons: 8
Coding region: 226-1272 (348 amino acids)
Molecular function (GO): zinc ion binding; oxidoreductase activity
Source: RefSeq, a predicted model, not a curated record